CGCGGGCGGCCGCCGGGGCUCGGGCACCGCCGCAGCUGCUCCGGCCGCGGGCCGCCGGCCCCAUUUCCGCCCGCUCUUCGCCCUCACGCAUCCUUCCAGAUCUCCUUUUUCUCCUUCCUCUUUCGUUGAUCCCCUGUCUUUCCUGCUGUCGCCUCGGGUGCUCCUCCAGCGGAGCGGAGAUUACCGAGUGGUCGGGAUGCCCCAACUCUCCGGGGCCGGCGGCGGCGGCGGCGGCGGGGGAGACCCGGAACUCUGCGCCACCGACGAGAUGAUCCCCUUCAAGGAUGAGGGCGAUCCUCAGAAGGAGAAAAUCUUCGCCGAGAUCAGUCACCCCGAAGAGGAAGGCGACUUAGCCGACAUCAAGUCCUCCUUGGUUAAUGAGUCUGAAAUCAUCCCGGCCAGCAACGGACACGAGGUGGCCAGACAAGCACAAACCUCUCAGGAGUCCUACCACGACAAGGCCAGAGAACACCCUGAUGACGGAAAGCAUCCAGAUGGAGGCCUCUACAACAAGGGACCCUCCUACUCAAGUUAUUCCGGGUACAUAAUGAUGCCAAAUAUGAAUAAUGACCCAUACAUGUCAAAUGGAUCUCUUUCUCCACCCAUCCCAAGAACAUCAAAUAAGGUGCCUGUGGUGCAGCCAUCACACGCGGUCCAUCCUCUCACCCCCCUUAUCACGUACAGCGACGAGCACUUUUCUCCAGGAUCACACCCCUCACACCUCCCUUCAGAUGUCAACUCCAAACAAGGCAUGUCCAGACAUCCUCCAGCUCCUGAGAUCCCUACCUUUUAUCCUCUGUCUCCAGGUGGUGUUGGACAGAUUACCCCACCUCUUGGCUGGCAAGGUCAGCCUGUAUAUCCCAUCACGGGAGGAUUCAGGCAACCCUACCCAUCCUCACUGUCAGUCGACACUUCCAUGUCCAGGUUUUCCCAUCAUAUGAUUCCUGGUCCUCCUGGUCCCCACACAACUGGCAUCCCUCAUCCAGCUAUCGUAACGCCUCAGGUCAAGCAGGAACAUCCCCACACUGACAGUGACCUAAUGCACGUGAAGCCUCAGCAUGAACAGAGAAAGGAACAGGAGCCAAAAAGACCUCACAUUAAGAAGCCUCUGAACGCUUUUAUGUUAUACAUGAAAGAAAUGAGAGCGAAUGUUGUAGCUGAGUGUACUCUAAAAGAAAGUGCAGCUAUCAACCAGAUUCUGGGCAGAAGGUGGCAUGCCCUUUCCCGUGAAGAGCAGGCUAAAUAUUAUGAAUUAGCACGGAAGGAAAGACAGCUACAUAUGCAGCUCUAUCCAGGCUGGUCUGCAAGAGACAAUUACGGUAAGAAAAAGAAGAGGAAGAGAGAGAAACUCCAGGAGUCGACAUCAGGUACAGGUCCCAGAAUGACAGCUGCCUACAUCUGAAACAUGGUGGAAAACGAAGCUCAUUCCCAACGUGCAAAGCCAAGGCAGCGACCCCGGGACCUCUUCUAGAGAUGGAAGCUUGUUGAAAACCCAGACUGUCUCCAGGGCUUGCCCAGUCGACCCCAAUGGAGAAUUGACACCACCUUCACCCUGAGGUCACCGCUAGAGACGCUGAUCCAUAAAGACAAUCACUGCCAAACCCCCCUUCAUCUACUCCAAGAGCCAAGUUCCGAAAUCAAGCAUAAAAGGUUUCCCAGCCAAGCAGACAGAGCACCUGAGAACGCUAGCAGGCUGAGCAGCUGCCCUCCGUCCUCUCCGCGUGCACUUCUCAGCACUUCCCAGAGCGUCUUGCGUCCACACCUGUAACCUUUUGGCAAGGACAGUAACUUGGCUACGUUUGCCUGCCAGGAGCAACCCGAGCCUGCGGCCGGCACGUCCUCACACCCCAGCGCGGAACUUUGUGGAAGACGUCCCUCUUUGUUUAGGUCUUCUUCUUCUUCUUUUUUUUUUUUUUUUUUUGCCUUUCUCCUGAAGCUUUUAUUUAACAGUGCAAAAGGAUCAGUCUUGUGUUUGCUUUUUUUUUUAAACUUGAAUUUUUUUUUUUAAUUUACACUUUUUAGUUUAAACUUUCUUGUUGUAUAUUUUGCUAGCUAUGAGCUUUUAAGUAAAACUCAAAGAUCUGGAAAAGUUGGAAAUAAAAACGAAAUGAAAAGAAGCCGCCCUUUUCUGAGCGGCAUCUUUUCCGGCAAGUGGCUUCUCUGUGAAUUGUAACAAAUAGUGGCCUCCCGUCUUCGUAAGGUGUUUGAUAGAGCUAAAUAAAUGUAACAGCUGAAUCCACGCCGUGGGUAGCAGUUGGCAGUCCUAUUUCAUUUUAUUUUUCUUCUGAUCUCCUUUGUUUAAAUGGUAAACCUUGACACAUACCGUCAGCAGGCCGGUUUGCAGUGAAUUUUCCUUUCUUUCCUUUUCACCCCCUUGUUGUAAAAAGCCCAGCACUUGAAUUGUUAUUACUUUCAAUGUUCUGUAUUUGUAUCUGUUUUUAUUAGCCAAUUAGUGGGAUUUUAUGCCAGUUGUUAAAAUGAGCAUUGAUGUACCCAUUUUUUUUUUUUUUUGAAUAACAAGGCACAGCCUUUGCCCCAAACUGCCAUCUAACGUUUGUCAUUCCAGUUUGAGUUAACGUGCUGAGCAUUUUUUAAAAGAAGCUUUGUAAUAAAACAUUUUAAAACAA
This is a messenger RNA of Herpailurus yagouaroundi (jaguarundi), 2627 nucleotides long. It is a transcript of the gene LEF1, whose product is annotated as lymphoid enhancer binding factor 1. Lineage: Eukaryota; Metazoa; Chordata; Mammalia; Carnivora; Felidae. The transcript has 12 exons. The record is from RefSeq and is a predicted model, not a curated record. Bases 197 to 1402 code for a protein of 401 amino acids. Gene Ontology annotation, molecular function: DNA-binding transcription factor activity, RNA polymerase II-specific; RNA polymerase II cis-regulatory region sequence-specific DNA binding. Gene Ontology annotation, cellular component: chromatin; beta-catenin-TCF complex. Gene Ontology annotation, biological process: canonical Wnt signaling pathway; regulation of transcription by RNA polymerase II.